This is a messenger RNA of Sesamum indicum (sesame), 1437 nucleotides long. RefSeq lists its product as uncharacterized. The record is from RefSeq and is a predicted model, not a curated record. NCBI's taxonomy places the organism in Eukaryota, Viridiplantae, Streptophyta, Magnoliopsida, Lamiales, Pedaliaceae.
UUUUGCACAAAAAUCUGAGCAAGCCCACAAUUAUUCUUGUUUAAUUUUAAUUAGAUUUAGGCCCGGCCCUGCACUGCCUUAUGACUGCGUUAGACCGAACUCAGAGUGAGUGAGUGGUUUAGCUGCAAGCGCCGCCCACCACCACCCAUGUCUCUGCCGGCAACUCCCACUGCGCCACCACUCUAUUCUCUCUAUCCCGCCUGUCAAACCCCUUUCUUCCACCAUCACCACUCCCGAUCACUUUCCCUCUCUCACACUCUUCCGUUGUUUUUUAGUUCAAGUAGGAUUAAUUUGAAUCAUGGUGCAUCCUCAACCUCAAGGCUCUUGUUAAUUCCGCCUCUUGUUUCAAUUUCAAGACACUCCAACGAGGGCAGUGGAAGCAGUUCGUACGAUCCGGAGCUUCGAUCAGUGCUUGAACUUGCCACUGAUUCCGAAUUAUAUGAGCUUGAAAGAAUUUUAUUUGGGCCAAGUUACUUCAGUCCAAUGUUGAAAUCAAUAACGAAAAGGGCUGAUGUUGAUCACAUUAUGAUCGGAGAAGACCCAGAGGAGAGGGACUAUUUUAUUUCAAUGCUUGAAUCUCGAUUUUUGUACCUAGCAGCUGAUGCACGGUCGACAUUGAGGGGUUGGAGACCAUCAUACAGAAAUGUGUUGCUUGGGAUAAGGAAAAAGUUAAAUGUAUCUUGUUCAGCCAAAUUGUCUGCUGAAGAUCUAGAAGUAGAGAUUUUCCUUCAUCUCUUGCAAGAAUACUCAAGUGAAGAACCAGGAAGUUCUUCAAGCUCUAAGGGCAACUCAAAGAAUUCUGAUGGGUCCAAUAACCUAGAACUGGGACUCAGCCAGUGGAAGGUACAAAAGCUUGCAGCUCUAGGGAUUGGAGCGGCGGAUCUACGCUCAAUGGUUUUGAAGGGAGGUGGGAUGCUUACAUUGGAGAAAUUGUUGGAAUCGUUAGGAGGGAGAUUAUCAGGAAAGAUGAUUACAGAAGCUGCAAAAUAUCAGAUGAAGAAAGAACUUAUUAGGAAGGGUGGACAGUUAGCAACUAUCAACCUGGAAUCGGGAGUGGCAUUGCUGGCUGCUAGACAGGGUCUAAAAGCUGCUGCCACUCGGUAUCUGGGGCUUAGGAGCGUGACUCAGUUACUUGGUCCAAUGAUGUGGGGUACCUUGUUAGCAGAUGUUGUCAUUCAAAUGCUUGGAACAGAUUACGCCAGGAUCUUGCGAGCCAUAUAUGCUUUUGCUCAGAUUCGAAUCUAUCGCUCUCACAAAACAGCAUCAGAUAUUAUGUGAGAAGAUCGGUGUUCUCAACUUGAUUAGAGGCAUUUCUUGUUAGCGAUUGAUUAUUUGUGGAAAAGAAUCACGUCAAUGGAAACUCUGUAAAGAUAACCUCUGAUUGUACAUAAACUUUUUGAACCUCUAUAUGAAAGUGUCAGCAUACAGAUUUCGCGA